Messenger RNA from Populus nigra (black poplar), 2039 nucleotides. Its product is annotated as probable GABA transporter 2. NCBI's taxonomy places the organism in Eukaryota, Viridiplantae, Streptophyta, Magnoliopsida, Malpighiales, Salicaceae. The transcript is spliced from 7 exons. Gene Ontology annotation, cellular component: plasma membrane. Bases 383 to 1744 code for a protein of 453 amino acids. The record is from RefSeq and is a predicted model, not a curated record.
AAAUUCGAUCGCAUUUUGGGUUGCUUUGGCGUCUCGGUUAUGGCACCGAUCCAAUAUACUUGUAGCUUAUUCUUUCACUCCUCGGUCACCUAAAAGGAAACUACCAAAAUAACCCUACACAACAGGCGGACAAGUCUUCUCGAAGCCCAAUUAAAAUGGAAACUCCUACCCCUCUUAUACUUCUUUCUGUCACCCAUCAAAGAAUGUGACAUCCUCCUCUCUCCUCCUUGCAUUCACGUCUAUCUCCCUCUCCGGGCGACGAUAUGCCUGCCCGCUUCCUUUUAGCCUUGUCUCGACGCCUCCGACAUUAACGUCGCCUCUUGCUUAUCACCCUGCUGCACCUUAACCUGCACGUACACCACAGUCUAUAUAACAUUAAUUAAUGGCUCCACCUCCAAAACCUGACCCUUUCCCUGCAGACUCUCAACGUGAAGUUGAUGCCGGUGCAGUCUUCGUCCUCCAAUCCAAGGGGGAGUGGUGGCAUGCCGGAUUUCAUCUGACGACGGCGAUAGUGGGGCCUACAAUACUGACGUUACCGUAUGUGUUUAAAGGUCUAGGAUGGGCUUUAGGAUUCUUCUGCUUAACGGUGAUGGGCAUGGUGACCUUUUACGCUUAUUAUCUCAUGUCGAAGGUGCUAGACUACUGCGAAAAAGAUGGUCGUCGCCAUAUCAGAUUCCGGGAAUUAGCUGCCGACGUUUUAGGGUCUGGAUGGAUGUUUUAUUUUGUUAUAUUCAUUCAAACUGCCAUCAAUACUGGAGUUGGCAUAGGAGCAAUAUUGCUUGCUGGAGAAUGCCUUCAGAUCAUGUACUCAAGUCUUUCUCCCGACGGACCCCUGAAGCUGUACGAGUUCAUAGCAAUGGUGACAGUAGUGAUGAUAGUUCUCUCUCAGUUGCCAACAUUCCACUCCCUCAGGCAUAUCAACCUGGCUUCACUGUUUCUCAGUUUGGGCUACACUUUCAUUGUUGUCGGUGCUUGUGUCCAGGCAGGUCUGUCAAAAAAUGCUCCUUCAAGGGACUAUUCCUUGGAAUCGUCAGGGUCAGCAAGGGUCUUCAGUGCAUUCACUUCUAUCUCCAUAAUAGCUGCCAUCUUUGGGAAUGGAAUACUGCCUGAAAUACAAGCUACUUUGGCUCCACCUGCUACUGGAAAGAUGGUAAAAGGCCUUAUGAUGUGUUAUACUGUAAUUCUUCUUACUUUCUACUCAGCUUCAGUGUCUGGAUAUUGGGCGUUUGGAAACAAGUCUAACUCUAACAUUAUCAAAAGCCUAAUGCCUGAUGAGGGACCUUCCUUGGCUCCAACAUGGGUUCUUGGCCUUGGUGUUAUCUUUGUUCUGCUUCAACUCUUUGCUAUUGGCCUCGUUUAUUCUCAAGUAGCUUAUGAGAUCAUGGAAAAGAAAUCUGCUGAUGUGAAGCAAGGGAUGUUCUCCAGAAGGAAUCUAAUUCCGAGGCUAAUCCUUCGGACUCUUUACAUGAUAUUCUGUGGAUUUAUGGCAGCUAUGCUUCCUUUCUUUGGAGACAUUAAUGGUGUCGUAGGAGCUAUUGGUUUCAUCCCUUUAGAUUUCGUCCUUCCAAUGCUUCUCUACAACAUGACCUACAAGCCGCCAAAGUCAUCCCUCAUCUAUUGGGUCAAUCUCUCCAUUAUGGUUGUCUUUACAGGUGCAGGGCUCAUGGGUGCUUUCUCCUCUAUGAGGAAAUUGAUUCUUGAUGCCAACAAGUUCAAGCUAUUUAGCAGCAAUGUGGUUGAUUAAAACUUGCAAGUAAAACGCAUGGUGAUCUUGCUCUCCAAUGCCGCAGGUUUUAUUAGUUGCCUCAACAUCCAGAAAGUGUACAGCUACAUAGCAAUAAGAUGUGAAAUUUAAUAUACAUGGCAAUGCAAGAAAGUUGAGGCAAAGGCAUUUUAGCUUAUAGCACCAAACAUAGUAAUCAGUAGGCCGAUCAAUAUCAGCCGACCUGACUUGACUUGAAUUCACGAGUAUUUUUUUGUAUCCAAUAAAUAAUAAAUAGAGUAUAAAUAAUAGAUGUCAAUCAAGGAUAUUUAUGUCA